Messenger RNA from Oncorhynchus nerka (sockeye salmon), 1215 nucleotides. Its product is annotated as F-box DNA helicase 1-like. Gene Ontology annotation, molecular function: ATP binding; 3'-5' DNA helicase activity; DNA binding. Gene Ontology annotation, biological process: double-strand break repair via homologous recombination; replication fork processing. Gene Ontology annotation, cellular component: nucleus. Bases 175 to 861 code for a protein of 228 amino acids. The record is from RefSeq and is a predicted model, not a curated record. NCBI's taxonomy places the organism in Eukaryota, Metazoa, Chordata, Actinopteri, Salmoniformes, Salmonidae. The transcript is spliced from 6 exons.
GUGUGUGGGGUAAGGCUGUGGACUCACUGCGUCCCCUGACUACAGGGUUGAGUCCUGGCCGGGGUAAGUUAGCAGUGCUGUCUCGCUCUAACGUCCCCGUGUUCGACCAAACAGUCAGACUCCCGCUGUAGGCUGCACAUCCAGGGGGUGGAGAAUUUUGGGCUGAACAGAAUCAUGGACAUUUGGGUUCUGAUGCAGCCAGAAAACAACCGCUCUCGAGGCAUCAAGGACAGCUUCAUCCGUAGGUUCACCCAGCAGAGUCUGGGGGGCUACUUUGGACUGAAGAGUUACGCUAAAAAAACAGAGGACCGUGAGUUGGAGGGCAAACUCUCCAUGGUGGAGAAAUACAACAGCCGCAUCCCUGAGCUGGUGGAACGCCUCUACGGCUGCACAGAGAGAGAGGCCCAACACGCAGAUUUUAUCCUGGGGACAGUCCAUAAGUCAAAGGGUCUGGAGUUUGACACGGUGGUGAUCACUGGUGACUUUGCUAAGGUCCCCUGUGCCGCCCACAACUUACCCAGACUUUCCAGCUGCUCAGGAGGUGACGUCCCAGACGAUGAGUGGAACUUGCUGUAUGUGGCGGUGACUCGGGCCAAGAGCUCUCUGGUCAUCACCAAGAACAUCACCAACAUCCUCACACUGGCUGGGGAGUACUUCCUGAGGACAGAGUUGACCAGCGCCCUGCUGACCGAGGGACAGCCCCCAUGCUGCUCCGUGCGGGAGUGUCAUAACCACAUCAUGCCCGUCUGGCCCCUCGCCAUGUGCAAGCUGCCACUCCAAUACCAGGGACAGGGAAGAUGGUUAAAAUUGAUGGGAAGAUGGAUGGAGCCAAUUACAGGACCAUUCUGGAAGAAAACCUGAUGGAGUCUGCAAAAGACCUGAGACUGGGACGGAGAUUUGUCUUCCAACAAGACCAUGAUCCAAAACAUAAAGCAAAAUCUACAAUGGAAUGGUUCAAAAAGAAACAUAUCCAGGUGUUAGAAUGGCCAAGUCAAAGUCCAGACCUGAAUCCAAUAGAGAAUCUGUGGAAAGAACUGAAAACUGCUGUUCACAAAUGCUCUCCAUCCAACCUCACUGAGCUCGAGCUGUUUUGCAAGGAGGAAUGGGAAAAAAUGUCAGUCUCUCGAUGUGCAAAACUGAUAGAGACAUACCCCAAGCGACUUACAGCUGUAAUCGCAGCAAAAGGUGGCGCUACAAAGUAUUAACUUAAGGGGG